AUGGGUGUCUCUCAAAAAUGGCUUUCAAUGGUUCUACUUGUUCUGUGUAUUGUCCUCCAUCUUAGUGCAAUCAGUCUUGGUGAUGACAAAAUUGACAAAACCAGGUACCGUGAUUAUGACCGCUAUUGUCAACGGGGACGACGGUGUCGUGGCUCUGGAUUUGGUGAUCGAGGGCCUGGUGGACGUGGAGGAGGACUAGGAGGUGGUGGUGGUUUCGGCAGCGGUGGUGGAGCUGGAGGAGGUAUUGGUGGAGGAGGGGGAUUAGGGGGUGGUGGUGGAGCAGGAGGAGGAGGAGUUGGUGGAGGUGCAGGUAGAGGAGGAGGAUUGGGAGCUGGUGGUGGAGGAGGUUUUGGAGGCGGUGGUGGAGGUGGUGUGGGUGGAGGCUCAGGUCAUGGUGGAGGUUUUGGAGCCGGUGGAGGUGUAGGUGCUGGUGCUGGUGCUGGUGGUGGUGCCGGAGGAGUUGGUGGCGGUGGAGGAGGAGGCGGAGGUGGAGGUGGUGGGGGUGGGGGUGCAGGAGGGGGAUCAGGGCGUGGAGGUGGAUUUGGUGCAGGUGGUGGCUUAGGUGGUGGAGCUGGUGGAGGCAUUGGAGGUGGAGGAGGAGCUGGAGGAGGUGGUGGUGGUGGUAUUGGUGAAGGAUCUGGUCGUGGGGGAGGAUUUGGCGCGGGAGGGGGAGUAGGAGGUGGUGCUGGCGGAGGACUUGGAAGUGGUGCAGGUGUAGGUGGUGGUCGUGGUGGUGGAAUUGGGAUCGGGAUCGGGAUUGGCAUAGGAGUCGGUACCGGGAGCGGUGCUGGAGUGGGAGCCGGUACUGGCUCUGGCAGCGGAGGUGGCCGCCAUUGA
Molecule: messenger RNA, 837 nt
Organism: Tripterygium wilfordii
Lineage: Eukaryota; Viridiplantae; Streptophyta; Magnoliopsida; Celastrales; Celastraceae
Product: glycine-rich cell wall structural protein 1-like
Exons: 2
Coding region: 1-837 (278 amino acids)
Source: RefSeq, a predicted model, not a curated record